CAGUUUCUUUCAAAGCGGGGUUAAUAAAUGCCGAGUAAUUGGUUCUAGGUUUAGAUGAUGUGAAAAAGAGGACAAAGAGGCAAAGGUUCUUCGCACAAACUGCAGAGUCAACUGGAGACACAGAAAACGUUGAGGGAGAGUAUCAAUACUGAAAUCACGGGCAGUCCAAAAUUCUCAAAAUUCCCUUGUAGUUUUCUUGCACGCUUCUUCGAAGUAGUUGAGGACCGGGGUUAUUUUGCAUCAUCUUCAAAUAAAAUUAUAAACUGCGCAGGGGAAAUGACAAUGAUAAUGGCAGCAUUUGUUCCUUUGGUAUAGCUCUUCAUCGGCGUCUUCGAAUCCCGAUCUAUCGUUACACAGUUUAUAACAGGUUUCUGCUGGUUAAAAGGCGGGCUUUGCUCUGAGGAAUUUUCUUCAUUUGAAACGUUUUCAAAACUAGUUUAACAUUAAAAAUCUACUUAAAGUAGAAUCCAGUGAAGUUGCGGUGUGAUUUUUGUGUUUUUAGUAGCCUAAGGGAAGGGCCCUGGGAGAAUUUGAAGCUAGAAGGCUCUCUAGGAAGCAGAAAGAAUUGAGAGGCUGUCCAUCUUCUGUAUAAGAUGCACUUCCUUGCAUCAUUUCACAAAAAUGCAGGAGUUAAAGUGUUUAGCACCAAGAGUCCUGCAGAUAAAUGGACAGCAAGAAGUUCAUGCAACUUGUGGAAGAAAAGAAGAAGAAAGCUCUUCAGAGAAUGGAGGCCCCUUUGAAAUGGGAGCAGAAACUUGAGGCUGCAGCAAAGGCAAAAGCAGAAGCAGAGGCCAAGGAAAGAGAAGAGAGGAAAUUGAAGUCCAAACAUAAAAAGAGAAGUUCGCCAGAUACUGGUGAUGAGAGUGAUAGAGAAAAGAGGUUGGAGAAGAAAGCUCACAGGAAGCACAGAAAAAGGAGUUACUCAGACUCUUCUGAUGAGAAUGAAGAACAACCAAGGAAGGUAGAAAAAAGAACCCAUCGGAGGCAUAAGAGAAGAACUUCUGGUUCUAGUGAUGAAAAUGCAGACAAUAAAAGAAUUGACAAAAGGUCUCGUAAGCGGCAGAGAAAAGUAAACAGUGACUAUGAGUCUGACUCUGAAGAUGAGCAGGGUAAAAGAGUUGGAAAGAAGGGUCAUAAGAGACAUAGAAGGAAAGAACCGGGAUUGGAUUCAGGUGAUGACAUCAGUGAUGGACAUGAUAAGCGAGCAGAUAAAAAAGCUGGCAGAAAGCAUACAAGCACUUCAUCGGACUCAGAUUCUGGAAGAGAAGGGUUAAAGAAAAAGAGGCACCACAAGAGGCAUGGCCAUAAGCACUCAAAAAAGUAUAGAAGGGAAGAGUCUGAUUCUGACACUGACAGGGAAGCAGCUGAUUAUGAUGAUGGCAGAUUGGCAAGAAUGAAGAGGAAACAACACAGAAGGCACAGGCGUGAUCAUUCUGGUUCUGAGAGGCCUGUGACAUCUGAUUAUGAAGGACCUUUCAGUGAUGAAGGACAAAUAGCAAGACCAAGGAGAAGGCAUCACAGAAGGCACAUGCGAGAGCACUCUGGUUCUGAAAAAAAUAUUACAUCUGAUUCUGAAGGAUCUUCGAGUGAUGAAGGUCGACGUGCAAGAUCAAGAAAGAAACGCCAUAGGCGGGAGCGCUCUACUUCUGCGACGCCUGAAACUGAAAGGGGCAUAGAGAAACACAAGGGAAAAGAUCCUUAUGCAUUGGAAAUAUCAGGUAAUCACUCUGAUGGCUAUCAUAACUCCGAUGAUGAACAUGCUAGAACAAACAGGCAGAGAUCUUAUGACCACCACCACACUCAUCAAUAUCAUCAUGAGGACUCCAGUGUAAAUGUGAAAACAUCCAAGCAGUCAUCUUCUCCGGUGCCUGUUAGUGAAGCGGAUGGUAUUCGUCAACAUGAAGUGAAUCACGAUUUGGAUGAUGUGCAAGCCUGAGUUUUCAAACGUUGACACAUGGAGCUUGCUAUAAUGGAUAAUCAGAGGAUAAUUUAUUUGAUUUAGUUAGAUUAUUUUUGCUGGACAUUAAACUUUAUCAUUUGAUUUUGCUUUUUGACACAUGAUCAGGUGAAAUGAAUUCUUAGACAAUAAUUUUGAAGAAUUGAAAGCAAUAGCCCAUGUUUAAUA
This is a messenger RNA of Cryptomeria japonica (Japanese cedar), 2125 nucleotides long. Its product is annotated as CAX-interacting protein 4. The transcript has 3 exons. The record is from RefSeq and is a predicted model, not a curated record. The coding region runs from base 665 to 1936 and encodes 423 amino acids. Lineage: Eukaryota; Viridiplantae; Streptophyta; Pinopsida; Cupressales; Cupressaceae.